Messenger RNA from Protopterus annectens (West African lungfish), 971 nucleotides. It is a transcript of the gene MRPL13, whose product is annotated as mitochondrial ribosomal protein L13. The transcript has 7 exons. Gene Ontology annotation, cellular component: ribosome; mitochondrial large ribosomal subunit. NCBI's taxonomy places the organism in Eukaryota, Metazoa, Chordata, Ceratodontiformes, Protopteridae. Gene Ontology annotation, biological process: negative regulation of translation; translation. Bases 199 to 738 code for a protein of 179 amino acids. The record is from RefSeq and is a predicted model, not a curated record. Gene Ontology annotation, molecular function: mRNA binding; structural constituent of ribosome.
ACAUUUUUACAUUAGAUGAACAAACUUGACAUUUAUUACGAAGCUGAAGAAAAAUAUAUAUUCCGACACAAGUGGGAAUUAAAACCUGCCUCGUAUAAUGCAGUGUGUUUCUAACCGGAACAUUUUUCUCUGUGGUACACUAUUCACAUUGAGUUUAGAUGGACAUGCUUACACCUUAUUGUAAUAGAAGUAUUUAAAAUGGCAAGUGUUGGUAAGUCUGCAAAGCAAUGGGCCACAUUUGCAAGAAGCUGGUAUUUGAUUGAUGCAAAAAUGCAACCACCUGGAAAGAUAGCUUCCAUGAGUUCAGCAAGGCUGCAAGGAAAACAUAAACCAAUAUAUCAUGCAUUAAGUGACUGUGGAGAUCAUGUUGUGAUCAUAAACACCAGGCAUGUUGCAUUCUCUGGUAAUAAGUGGGAACAGAAGGUAUACUCCUCGCACUCGGGUUAUCCUGGUGGCUUUAAGCAAGUUACGGCAACUCAGUUACACCUCAAAGAUCCCACAGCAGUUGUUAAACUUGCUAUAUAUGGUAAGCUGCCAAAGAAUCUACAUAGGAGAACAAUGAUGCAGAGGUUACAUCUUUUUCCAGAUGAUAUUAUUCCAGAAGAUAUUCUUCAGAAUUUGGUUGAAGAACUUCCACAGCCACGGGUAGUGCCCAAACGAUUUGAUGAGUAUACCCAAGAAGAAAUAGAUGCCUUUCCAAGGCUAUGGACUCCACCCGAAGACUUCAGAAUGAAGUAAUGAAACAUCCUUAAUUAUAACCAGACAAAAAAAGGGACAGUAUAUCUGACGUUUUCUUCUUGCAUCAUUCAGCUGGCUGUAGUUGUGAAGUUUGUGGGUUUCUUUUAUAUAUAUGUGUAUGUCUACAUACACAUAACUACUUUUCAGAUGACAUCUUGGGUCUGUUUUUUUGGAAACUGCAAAUAUUUGCAACAUAUGAAAGAACCUUUAAAAAUAAAGUUUUGUAACAUUAA